AUGGGUUCCAUCACCAACGGCAAUGACACGUCCGCGGACGCUCAUAACCCGGUAAUCAGUCUCAAUGACAAACACCUCAAUGCUGGCAUCGCUCGCAUUGGUCCGAAUCCGCCUGGAUGUAUCGAGAUACUCAACAAGCUGCUUCAAAAGAAUCACGAUGACUUCGGCAUGUUCUGGCGGCCAGUCGCUGGUCAUAAUCACACCGUACACUCCAUGUUGAGCGUCUUCGCCAUGGGAGGCGGGCCAGAGCAACUGCAACGUGCGUAUGAUGACGACGAUUUACACCAAGAGCCCAUGCCUCCGCUCGACGAAUCAAUCGUGGCCGAGCUCGAUACACCAGGUGGCUUCCUUGCACAUAUGCGCCAACUCGAUCAGUACGCCAAUUACUUGAGGUUUUUCGAAGCCGAGAUACAGCACAAGGGCUGGAAGGACGUCGUCUAUGAAUAUUGCUUCAGUAAGACUGAGAUUGGUCAAGCUAUGUUGGCGCAGUUGUUCGACGGGGCGUACCAUCCAAUCAUUCAUCUGGGCUUUGGCAUCGAGUUUGAGCAGCCAGGCAUCGUUGCCGAAGGCCUAGCUCACGCAGCUACCCAUGAUCCGGCCAACAUCGAGCACUUUUUCGUCAAAAGUGAAGAGCUUGCAAGGAGCGGCACAGUGCCAUCCAAGCCGCUUGCGGAACUCUACGACUUGACACGAAACAACCCCAAGAUCAAAUCGGCUGCUCUUAUGCAACAAGGACCUGUCCGAGUACGCGACGGUGUCAUGGCAAACGCCAUGGACGAGAUGAUACGCGUUGCGGCACACUACCAGCCGUCCGCUUCAGACAUCCAGCUAAAUGUCUUGGAAAUGCUCAGCGGUGCCGCUUAUGGCGCUGGCGCUGCCCAACGCAAAGGCAAAUCAUCCAAGAUCGAUUUCUUUUCCAUGCACAACGUCACUAGUUCUGUUUUCGUAGCGUUGCUAGUAGAUCAACCCUGGAUUGACCAGGAGAACAAGCUUCGAUUGAUCGAGUGGAAGGGCCGCAUGGACCUUGUUUGGUACGCAUCCGGCUCGGCGCCAGCCUUGGAUGCCAGCUUCAUCUCCCAGUACGAGCCUACGCUAAGCAAGGGCAUGGACUGGAAUUCCCUGUACGCCGUCGUUAACGACUCUCACGACGAUGGCCAUGUGGCAAAAUUUGUGCGCGCUCUGAAAGCGGGCGAGGAGCUGGAGCAGAGGACUACCGGCGCUGAGAAUCGACUGCUUAGGGUCAGGGGCGACAUGUGGUUGAAGCUUGCUCAGAUGGCGUAUGAUACAACGCAUGGCUUGCUUGAUAUCCAGAAGUGGAUCAUGGGCGCUGGGUAUGAUCCUUUGUGGGCCAAGGUCCCUGAUGUUGUAGUUGGCUAG
Molecule: messenger RNA, 1377 nt
Organism: Bipolaris oryzae ATCC 44560
Lineage: Eukaryota; Fungi; Ascomycota; Dothideomycetes; Pleosporales; Pleosporaceae
Exons: 1
Coding region: 1-1377 (458 amino acids)
Molecular function (GO): oxidoreductase activity
Source: RefSeq, a predicted model, not a curated record